Molecule: messenger RNA, 1404 nt
Organism: Saccharomyces paradoxus
Lineage: Eukaryota; Fungi; Ascomycota; Saccharomycetes; Saccharomycetales; Saccharomycetaceae
Gene: PHO11
Product: acid phosphatase PHO11
Exons: 1
Coding region: 1-1404 (467 amino acids)
Cellular component (GO): fungal-type cell wall
Molecular function (GO): acid phosphatase activity
Source: RefSeq, a predicted model, not a curated record
AUGUUCAAGUCAGCCGUUUAUUCAAUUUUAGCCGCUUCUUUGGUUAAUGCAGGCACCAUACCUCUCGGAAAACUAUCUGACAUUGAUAAGAUCGGAACACAAAAGGAAAUUUUCCCAUUCUUGGGUGGUUCCGGGCCAUACUACUCUUUCCCUGGUGAUUAUGGUAUUUCUCGUGAAUUGCCGGAAAGUUGUGAAAUGAAACAAGUGCAAAUGGUUGGUAGACACGGUGAAAGAUACCCCACCGUCAGCAAAGCUAAGAGUAUCAUGACAACAUGGUACAAGUUGAGUAACUAUACUGGUGAGUUCAACGGAGCAUUGUCUUUCUUGAACGAUGACUACGAAUUUUUCAUUCGCAACACCAAUAACUUAGAAAUGGAAACCACGCUUGCCAAUUCGGUCGACGUUUUGAACCCAUAUACUGGGGAGAUGAAUGCUAAAAGACAUGCCCGUGAUUUCUUGGCGCAAUAUGGCUACAUGGUCGAAAAUCAAACCAGUUUUGCCGUUUUUACCUCUAACUCGAACAGAUGCCAUGACACCGCCCAGUAUUUCAUUGACGGUUUAGGUGACCAAUUCAACAUCUCCUUGCAAACCAUCAGUGAAGCCGAGUCUGCUGGUGCCAAUACUCUGAGUGCCCAUCAUUCGUGUCCUGCUUGGGACGAUGAUGUCAACGAUGACAUUUUGGAAGAAUACGAUACCAAAUAUUUGAGUGGUAUUGCCAAGAGAUUAAAUAAGGAAAACAAGGGCUUGAACCUGACUUCAAGCGACGCAAAUACCUUUUUUGCAUGGUGUGCAUAUGAAUUGAACGCUAGAGGUUACAGUGACAUCUGCAGCAUCUUUACCAAAGAUGAAUUGGUCCGUUUCUCCUACGGCCAAGACUUGGAAACUUAUUAUCAAACGGGACCAGGUUAUGACGUUGUUAGAUCCGUCGGUGCCAACUUGUUCAAUGCUUCAGUGAAACUACUGAAAGAAAGUGAGGUCCAGGACCAAAAGGUUUGGUUGAGUUUCACCCACGAUACCGAUAUUUUGAACUAUUUGACUACUAUUGGCAUUAUCGAUGACAAAAAUAACCUGACCGCCGAAUACGUUCCAUUCAUGGGCAACACUUUCCACAGAUCCUGGUACGUUCCGCAAGGUGCUCGUGUUUACACUGAAAAGUUCCAGUGUUCCAAUGACACCUAUGUUAGAUACGUCAUCAACGAUGCUGUCGUUCCAAUUGAAACCUGUUCCACUGGCCCAGGGUUCUCUUGUGAAAUAAACGACUUCUACGACUAUGCUGAAAAGAGAGUAGCUGGUACUGAUUUCCUAAAGGUCUGUAACGUCAGCAGCGUCAGUAACUCUACUGAAUUGACCUUUUUCUGGGACUGGAAUACCAAGCAGUACAACGACACUUUAUUAAAACAAUAA